Messenger RNA from Vespa velutina, 7191 nucleotides. Its product is annotated as DEAD-box ATP-dependent RNA helicase 20-like. The record is from RefSeq and is a predicted model, not a curated record. NCBI's taxonomy places the organism in Eukaryota, Metazoa, Arthropoda, Insecta, Hymenoptera, Vespidae. The transcript is spliced from 4 exons. Gene Ontology annotation, cellular component: ribonucleoprotein complex; cytoplasm; nucleus. Gene Ontology annotation, molecular function: RNA helicase activity; ATP binding; RNA binding. Bases 215 to 2485 code for a protein of 756 amino acids.
UCAAAUCUACGUAAAUGCGUAGAAGUUGAUCACGUGAUCGUUCACUGAUCGGAAAUGUUCCUUGGCCGGCCAUUUCCGUCUUCUCAAGAUCUGUCAGCCAUUGUCGCUCUGUUUGCCGGGUUGGGAAAGAUCUUCUAAACAGAGUUGACAUCGAUUAGUUGGAAGGAUAAUUGUACGUUGCAGAUAGCUACUACUGCUUGUUCAAACAUUUGAAAUGUACACCACAGCGUAUAGCAACCAAACAAGUUAUAGGUCGAGGGGAAGUAGAGAUUUUAGUAAUCGAAAUGGUGGAGGUACAGCAUAUUGGAAUGGUCAGCAACAAACUCAGAAAGAAUAUAAUGGAAAGAAACAAAAUCAGAAAAAAAUACCAGGAGAUUUAUUAAAGAAACCUAAUUGGGACUUAGCUACACUUCCAGUUAUUACAAAGAAUUUGUAUAUCCCACAUGUUAAUGUUUUAAAUCGAACAUCUGAAGAAAUUAAUAAAUUUCAUGCUGGGAAAGAAAUUACUGUUAAAGGAAAUAACACUCCACCUCCAAUUCAAGCUUUUGAAGAAAGCAAUUUCCCAGAUUAUGUAAUGGAGGAGAUAAAGAAACAAGGAUUUGCUGAGCCUACUGCAAUUCAAGCUCAAGGAUGGCCGAUCGCUUUAAGUGGACGCGAUAUGGUUGGCAUUGCUCAAACUGGUUCUGGAAAAACUUUAGCGUACAUCCUUCCAGCAACUGUACAUAUUAAUAAUCAACCUAGAUUGAACCGAGGUGAUGGUCCAAUCGUUUUAGUCCUUGCACCAACCCGAGAAUUGGCUCAACAAAUCCAAUCAGUAGCUAAAGAUUUCGGUUCUUCGUCAUGCAUUCGAAAUACGUGCAUUUUUGGAGGUUCUCCGAAGGGACCACAAGCACGGGAUCUUGAAAGAGGUGUUGAAAUUUGUAUCGCUACACCAGGAAGACUCAUUGACUUUUUAGAAAAGGGAACUACGAAUUUACGAAGAUGCACAUAUCUUGUUCUCGAUGAGGCUGACAGAAUGUUAGAUAUGGGAUUUGAGCCUCAAAUAAGAAAGAUAAUAGAACAGAUCAGACCAGAUCGUCAAGUUCUUAUGUGGUCAGCAACAUGGCCCAAAGAAGUACAAGCACUUGCGGAGGACUUUCUUACCGAUUACAUUCAGAUUAAUAUUGGUUCGUUGACUCUUGCUGCAAAUCAUAAUAUUCGUCAAAUCAUUGAGAUUUGUCAGGAACAUGAAAAAGAAUCAAAACUAUCCAAUCUAUUAAGAGAGAUCGGUGGUGAACGUGGGAGCAAAGUUAUUAUUUUUGUUGAAACGAAAAAGAAAGUAGACGAUAUUACAAAGUCUAUUAAACGAGAAGGUUGGUCAGCGAUUUCUAUUCAUGGUGAUAAAUCACAACCUGAACGAGAUUACGUCUUAUCUGAAUUUAGAAAUGGAAAAACUAUGAUUUUAGUUGCAACAGAUGUUGCUGCACGUGGCUUGGAUGUAGAAGAUGUCAAAUACGUUAUUAAUUUCGAUUAUCCAAAUAGUUCGGAGGAUUAUAUUCAUAGAAUAGGUCGCACUGGACGUUGCCAAAGUGCAGGAACGGCUUACGCUUACUUUACUUCGAACAAUGCAAGACAAGCUAAAGAAUUGAUAUCUGUUUUGGAAGAAGCUGGUCAAGUAAUAAAUCCUCAAUUAGCAGACAUGGCUAAUUCUAUUAGAAAUCAAUUUGGGAAGGGUCGACAACGUUGGAGUUACGGUCGCUUUACCAAGGAUAACAAUUCUAGUGGAAGUCCUAGAAGUAAUAAUAGCCCAACAAUAAACAGUUGGCAAAAUCAUCAGACUCAAACCAAUCAACAUCAAAACGUUACAAAUCCAGAAAGGAUGAAUAUACGCCAACAAAAUGGUUAUCAAACCACUCGUCAGAGCACUUAUCAGCCGUCUGUUUAUCAACAACAGCCACAUCCACAACAGCAGCAACAACAACAACAACAGCAACAACAACAGCAUCAACAACAUCAACAUCAACAACAUCAACAACAUCAACAACAUCAACAACAUCACCAUCAGCAUCAGCAUCAGCAUCAGCAACAGCAACCGCAACAGCAGCAGCAGCAGCAUCAACAGCCGCAACAACGUCAGCCUAAUAACAAUUAUCAAGGCGGAUAUCAAUCUAAUGGUAGUGCUUGCCAACCAGGAUAUCAAAAUAAUAAUGCUCUCCGAUAUCCAAAUAGAACGGGUUAUCAAGGAAAUCGUUAUAACAGUAGGCAAAAUGGAUAUAGUAGUGGUCAAAACGGUCAAAAUGUAUAUUCAAUGCCGCCUGCGUUUAUUAUGCCAUCGGGUGGACACACCGAUUCCGGAAUUCAGAGUCUCGUCAAUAACAAGUUCUUCCAAACGAACCGACCACCGCCGAAUACAGGAGCUUGCGCUUAUCAAUCGAUGGGAUACGGCCAGUUUCAGGCUGUGCCGCCGUAUGGUUAUCCUUAUCCGCCGACGCAGGUGCAGCAGUGACGUCUUAGAUGCAAAUCAGCGGCCAUUCGAGCUAAGUAAAGUAAUUUCUCAAUUAUUCAUUUCUAUUUCACCAACAAUAUUUAUCGAUUUGUGUCGAAUGGUGGGUCUUUUUGGGUAAUAUUCUUAAUGUACUUUGUUUCUUUCGUACUCGCAUGAAAUGAAGCCGAUUUACGAGGAAACGAUUUACUUUUCCUCUCGCUCAUUUUCCCUCGCUUUCUUUUGACCAAACGGAAAAAAUUAUUUAAAAUCGAAUUGUGCGAUUUUAACAUAUAGGUUUCCGAAGGGAAAAUUCAUAUUUUUUAACGAACACAGUUGAAUCGGAAAUUGUUCUACAUCAAAGCGAGAUAUUUAUAAAAAUAAAAAUAAAAAAAAUAAAUAAAAAUAAAAUAAAAAAUCAAGAAAUCGAUUCGACUAGGUGGGGCUCAUUUCAAGCGAGUAUGGAGUAAUAAAUAUCUCUUUAGCGACGAUAGAUGGUAAAAAAAAUCGGUUAUAUAGCUUACUGAUCGCGAACGUAGUUAACAAUGGUCACAUCUCUUUAUGGUAAUUUAACGAUAAUCUUCUCUCGCGAUAACUAUAUAUAUAUAUGUAUAUGGUUAUAUACAUGUAUAAACAAACAAAAACUUACCUGUAUGCUAUUCUGAAAUGCACGAAACAUAUAGAAGGGGGGGAUGGGUAGAGUCAAUAAUUUAUAAUUUAUUUAAUACUUUGCGUAUAUGCAGGUGAUGCUCUUCAAAAUGUAAGGCCUUUUGCAUAAAAAUUAAGCCGUGCACCCUUGCAAUUGAAAUACGAUAUAUAUAUAAAAAGAAAAAAGAAAAAAAAAAAAGAAAAAGAAAGGAAAAAGAGUGAGAAACUUUAACUCAAGAUGUAACUUUCCUAAGAGACAAAAGAGAGAAUGGAAAAGUACGAUUGAGGAUAGGGAAUGGAAGGAAAAAAAAAGAAAAGAAAAGAAAUAAAAAAGGAUGUAUUAUUAUAUCAUUAUAAAAAUAUAUCGUGCUUCGAUGGAUCCUUAACGUUAUUAUACACAGAGGCAGCAAAGGGGGGGUAUGGGUUUUUAGGUGUUAGAAGUAAUUGAGCGCGUAGUCACUAUGGCUGUGCACUUCGGAACAAAGUUCGAUAUCUUAUUUUUAUAUAUAUAUAUCAAAAAUAAUUUGUUGUUAAGCCAACGAAUGAUUAUAUGAAACAUUGUUGUUUGAUGUUUAUGCAAUUGGCCACCGAGUGGUCUUGCCUUUGCGCGUCAUCGUACGGGGCACGCGUUGGUUAGCCGCAAUUCAAGAGAAUUUCAAUCGUACAUGUUUUUUAGUUUGCGUGUCGAAAUCUUUCAUCACUUUCACUUCGGGAAAAAAAAAAUGAAAACGAAAAAGAAAAAGAAAAAAGCAAACAAAGGGACACUACGACAUUUUUAUUACUAAUGUAAAUGUUUGAUAAACUGUAUGAGGUAUGCCACUACCUUUAACGUAGUAGGUUAUAAGUGUAACAAAAUAUGAAGGUAAGUGUUGUAGCGUUAAAGUUACUCUAGCGAAUAUCGUAUUAGAAAUUCGCGCGACAGCAUGGGAGGCAAAUUUUGCAAACCUGCGGAUACUCGAUAAAUGUUUGCGCUCGAGGAAAAAGUAUUUGAUUGAGAUAAUAAAGGGGAAAAAAGAAAACAAGACAAAACAAACAAACAAACCAGGGAAAAGGGAGAAAAGUAAAAAGUCGAUUAAAAUAACCGAAAGGGAGAGUCUCUUGCGGAUAAUAUAUUAUCAUGAUUCAUGACAGUUACUCGCGGAAUUUCUUGUUCUUCUAUUCUUUUUUAUUUUUUUUUUCUUUCUCCCUCUUUCUCUCUCUCUCUCUCUCUCUCUUUUUCAUUCUCUCUUUAUUUUCCUUUUCAUUUUCUAUCUUUUUUAAUUUUUCUAAAAUUGUAACUCAUUACUUAAUUACGCACAAUAUUAAAAAAAAAAAAAAAAAAAAAAAAAAAAAAAAGAAAAAUGAAAGAAACAUCUUGUAACUAUAGUGCUUUGCCAUUUUAUUCGAUAUCGUCAUGUCCUUAUAUUGAGAUCAUUGAUGACUUAUUUCGAAUUUGUAUUAUCGUGCCAUUAUAUCGAUGGUCCUCUUUAAUUAUUGACACGACUAUCAAUAUAAUUUUUUUUUCUUUUCUUUUUCUACGCGCUGAUGGCAAAGACUUGAAAAUCUUAGAAAGAUCUUCUCUCUGAUUUUUUUUUUUUUUUUUUCUUUCUUUCUUUCUUUCUUUCUUUCUUUUCCAUUUCAUCGAUCUGAUCGCAUAUUGCGCGUUGAAUCGAAUAGUUAGUAUAUGAAUAGAAAGCGAAUAUUGUGAGUAUAAAAAGCUCUUAACGUUUUCGCAUAUUUGCGUGUACCCUCUGUUGAUGUUUAUUAAUUAUUUAAUUCAUUCAUUUAAUCGUAAAUGUAUUAUUUUUUAUCUUUUCAAACGAUCGAUACAUACGAUAAAGUAAACAUUUUAUCGUAAAUUCGUAUAUACAGUCUCCGUCCUAUAAUCUUUCGGUACUUAAUACGAUGGUAAACAUUGAAUGUAUCGAACAAAGCAUUUCCAACUGAUGUUGCGUUAUAAAAAAAAUAAAUAAAUACGAAAAAUAGUAUUUGAUCUAUCCCAACAUUUAAAGCAAGGAGGAUAAUACUAGUGAUAGAAAAUUAUGAUGUUUUUCACGAUACAAUUUUUGGUAUCGUAGGUAAAUAUCGUGGAAUUUUGAGAAGAUAGAAAUUAUACCAGAAUAUGUGUUUUCUAUUUGCUUACCUUUUAUUAAAAGUUAUUCACAACAAUCGUGUUCCCGUUUAUAGAGUCGUUGUUUUUGCUCGUAUCUUUCUUUUGUCUUUAACGUCAUCGAUUAAUCUCAUUUUCUUUUUUCUUUUUCUUUUUCUGUUUUUCUGUUUUCCUUUUCUUAUCUUUUCUUUUUUUCCGAUAUUUAAGUUGAUAGUGGGUGCACGCGUAAAUCUGUGAUAUGUAAGAUGUGUAGCGUAUUAAUAGAUCUACUGUUCUGUCAUGCAUGAUGAUUAAAGUAGGAGACGUAUAUCUCAUCGGUUUUUUCCUGACGUGGGUAAUACCAUAUCAUAUAUCUCGGUGACAUCCAUCGCAGCCUAUUAUUAUCAGUAAUACAGAAAUUAUGGAUAGGUAAUUUUACUGUCUAAGAUAUUGUGACAUCUGCAAGUAUAUAUUGAUUCGUCGUUUAUAUAGGGAACAGUUAUUUCAGUUAGUCUUUUCAUUAUUUAGUAAUAGACGUCGUUUAGAAGUUUCACAUCUUAUAUGAUGAUUUUGUUUAUAAAUUCGUGCUUGGAAAGAAAAAUAAGAAAAAAAAAAAAUAAAAAAAAAUAAAAAAUGUCUUAGGCAGUAGAAUCAAAUGAUGGGCCCCUUACUGCAUGAUAAAGAAAGAAGUGAAAAAUGAAAAAAAAGAAAGCAGUAUUUUUGUGAAUUCAAUAUGAAGGACGUUCGAUUGCACUAGAUCGUUUAAUAAUACUAUCAUCGUUCUCGACUAUACGAAGAAUCAUUAUUUUUCUUCGGAUAUAUUAAAUCAUAUAUCAAGGUCUUUCUCUCUUUCUCUCAUUUUUUUUUUCUCUCUCUCUCUCUCUCUUUCUCUCUGUCUCUUUCUCUCUCUCUCUCUCUCUCUCUCUCUCUCUCUCUCUCUCUCUCUCUCUCUCUCUCUCUCUCUCUCUCUCUCUCUCUCUUUCUCUCUCUUUCUCUUUCUCUGUUUCGGACAUUACUUCGCAUAAUCGGAAACGAAUACGUUUUAGACGAUCCAGUUUAAUAUGACACCCUUUAUAUACAAUAUCUCCGACGCGUUAAGCGAAUAAUAAAGUCGGGUAAUGACAUAAUACGUCAUAUGUUUAAUUAUCAUUGAAUCGUCGUACUUGGGUGAAUUCAUACGUGAUUUUUCAUGCUUCAUUUAAGGCAAACGGUUAUUCUUUAAGCAAGAUAUUCUUUAAAUCUUUACAAAGAAGGAAUUUAAGGAUUUCUCUUCCGUAUGUCGCGUAAGGUUACAUUUUUUUUGUUGGUUUUUUUCCUUUUUUUUAUAUAUGUAUAUAUAUAUAUAUAUAUAUAUAUAUAUAUAUAUAUUUGUUUUUACGUUUAACAGAUUCACAUCGAUAUAUUUCUCGUGCCCUCUUUGUUAAGGAAAAAAAAGAAAAAAAGAAAAAAAAAAGAAAAGAAAAGAAAAAGAAAAAAGAAAAGAAAAGAGAAAUCUCUAAUGGCCCAACACGAUGGCCCAUUUAAAAUAUAUUUUAAGCAUUAAACAAAUAACGCGAGUACCGUUAACGGUGGUUGCAUCUUGUACAUAUAUAAUCGGAGAGGGACGAAAACGGUCUGUAUUAUAUGACACGGUAACGAAACUUACAAAUUUUAGUUAAGUUCACAAUUAUAGAUAAUACAAAUAUUUGGUUACGUCUCUUUGCGAAAGAUACAGGAAUACGUACGAAGAUCGCAUUCUUCCCCCAUUAUACAUUAUAUGGAUGAGAGCAAAAUAAUUUAAAGGGGGGAGAAAGAAAAGAGUUGAGAGGCUUCUAUUAAUUAAUAUAACCAAAGCGUUAGAAGUAUCAGAAAAAAAUAAUUAAAUCUUUGUUGAUUGUAUAAAUGUUAUCAACACAUUGUUUUUUCUUUUUUCUUUUUUUUUUCCUGUUGCUUUUGAAGUUAGAAUAAUCGAAAAGUUUUGAGUUUCUCUUUAACACAUUAAAAUCACCAUGAAGAUCACCUCCUAUCGAUUGAG